AUGGUGAAAAAGACAAUUAUUGUAACGGGUGCAUAUGGUGGUAUUGGAAAAGCAAUAUGUAAAAUUUUAGCAAAAGAUCUUAAUAAUCAAAUAAUAUUAGCUGGACGAAAUGAAAAAGAAUUAUAUUCAACAGUUGAAGAAAUUAAAUCAAAAACAAAUAAUAAUUCAAUUCAAGGUUAUAUUGUUGAUUUUUCAUUAAAAGAAUUAAUUGAAAAUUUUGCAUUACAAUUACAAAAUCAACCAAUUGAUGUAUUAAUUAAUAAUCAUGCAACAAGACCACAAAAACGUGAAUUAACUAAACACGGUAUUGAAGUACAAUUUGCAACGAAUGUUUUAGGUUAUAUAUGGAUGAUAAAUGCAUUUGAAAAUAAUCUUAAAAAAUGUUCACCUAAUGCACGUAUUGUUAAUGUUGCUAGUUAUUGGGCUGGUGGUCUUGAUAUAAAUGAUCUUGAAUAUGAAAAACGAAGAUAUACAACUGAUGAUGCUUAUCGACAAGCUAAACAAGCAAAUAGAAUGUUAACAUUAGCAUAUGCAGAAAAAUUUCUUCAUGAUGGUAUAACAGUUAAUGUUUGUCAUCCAGGUGAUUCAAAUACAAAAUUAAGUAAUUCAUUGGGUUUUGGUGGUCAUGAAACACCAGAAGAAAGUGCAAAAACACCUGUUUAUUUAGCUAUAUCGAAUGAUGUUGCACAUAUAACAGGAAAAUAUUUUCGUGAUUGUAGAAUACAAGAUGAUCCAUUUAUGAAAGAUAAAGAAUUAAUUAAAAAACUUUAUGAUAUUUGUCAAAAAUAUUAA
Messenger RNA from Rotaria sordida, 792 nucleotides. The record is from the annotation of a GenBank genome assembly. Lineage: Eukaryota; Metazoa; Rotifera; Eurotatoria; Philodinida; Philodinidae.